AUUCAUUCAAGAGCUCGUGGUUCAAAUAUUGAGAAAUUAAAUAUUCCACUUGAAGACUUGAUACGAAUUCAAAACUUACGAGACAGAGUACUAUUCAAAUUCAUCACGAACCACCGAAUCGCCUUCGAGACUUCUCUACGCUUCUUCCUCGCGUCACGCUGCCGCCGUCUCGCCAUGUCGGUGACGCUGCACACGAACCUGGGGGACAUAAAGUGCGAGGUGUUCUGCGACCAGGCUUCCCGGACGGCGGAGAACUUCCUGGCGCUGUGCGCGAGCGGAUACUACGAUGGCACUAUCUUCCACCGCAACAUCAAGGGGUUCAUGAUCCAGGGCGGCGACCCGACGGGCACGGGGAAGGGCGGCGCGUCCAUAUGGGGGAAGAAGUUUGCCGACGAGUUCCGGGAGUCGCUCAAGCACAACGCGAGGGGGAUCAUGUCGAUGGCGAACAGCGGGCCCAACACCAACGGCAGCCAGUUCUUCAUCACCUACGCCAAGCAGCCGCACCUCAACGGCCACUACACCGUCUUCGCCAAGGUCAUCCAUGGCUUCGAGGUGCUCGACCUCAUGGAGAAGGCGCAGACCGGCGCCGCCGACCGUCCCCUCGCUGAGAUCCGCCUCAACCGCGUCACCGUCCACGCCAACCCUCUCGCCAACUAAUCUAGACACUUCUUCUUCUUCUGUAAUCUCA
Oryza brachyantha (malo sina) is the source of this 688-nucleotide messenger RNA. RefSeq names its product peptidyl-prolyl cis-trans isomerase CYP18-1-like. The transcript has 2 exons. The record is from RefSeq and is a predicted model, not a curated record. The coding region runs from base 175 to 657 and encodes 160 amino acids. Gene Ontology annotation, biological process: protein folding; protein peptidyl-prolyl isomerization. Gene Ontology annotation, molecular function: peptidyl-prolyl cis-trans isomerase activity. Lineage: Eukaryota; Viridiplantae; Streptophyta; Magnoliopsida; Poales; Poaceae. Gene Ontology annotation, cellular component: catalytic step 2 spliceosome.